AUGCAUUCUUCACCCAUAAUUCCCUCAAGAGAAUACGAAAAUAAUAAUAAUAACAAUAAUAAUAACAAUAACAAUAACAAUAAUACCUCUUUAAAAACACCACAACCAACACAAAUGAGCCAACAACAACAACCACCACCACAAGAUGAAAACAAUAUCUCAAAAACCAAUAAAUUGUUAAGUUUAAGAGAAAUGGUAUUAAAAACCAAAGGGAGAGUUAGAAAAAAUGCCAAUGGAGAAGAAACUGAAGAUGGUGAAAUAUUUGAACCAGUUAUAACCCCUUCAAAUAAUACUAAUCUAAAUACAAAUAACUAUAAUAAUAAUAAUAAUAAUAACAAUUAUAAUAAUAGUAAUAUAAAUAGCUUUAAUAAUAAUAAUAAUAAUAAUAACUACAAUGGAAAUAAUAUAACUUUUUUUCAGAGAGAGAGUGAGGUUCAAGAUAUGGAUAUCGAGGGACCAAAUUUAAUUGACCAAACAAAUAGAUCCUUAAGUAAUAGUAAUAAUAAUUUUAAUAGUUUUAAUAAUUUUAAUAAUAAUAAUAAUAGUAAUAGUUUUAUGAUGAAUAAUAGAAAUAAUAGUAUUAAUAAUCUACCCCUUGGUAUGAGCAAUAACCUUAAUAAUAAUAAUAAUAAUAAUAACAACAAUAAUAAUAGCUUUAUGAAUAACAAUUUUUCGAAUGAUUCCUUUAUUCCUAAUAAUCCACUUUUUUCAAGACAAUCAACACAACCAAUUAAAUAUAUGAAUAAUAGUAAUGGCGGUAUUGGUUUUGUAAAUAAUAAUAUUAAUAAUCAACCCCCAACCCAACAAAAUCUAUACCAACAACCACAACAACCUCCACAACCUCCACCACCAAGUUUUUUACCAUAUAUAUCACAACCAUCAUUUCAUCCAUCAUAUCAACAACUACCUCCACCACCACCACCUCCAUCACCUCCACCACCCCCACCACCACAACAAAACUAUUCCCCUAUCUCUUUUCAAUUUCAACCAAUCCAAACUCAUUCACACCCACAAAUACCAAAUAUAAUACAACAACAACAACAACAACAACAACAACAACAACAACAACAACAACAACAACAACAACAACAACAACAACAACAACAACAACAACAACAACAACAACAACAUCAACAACAACAACAACAACCAAUUAGUAACAUUGUUAAAAGUUUGGAAAUUAGUCCAAAGAAGACAUCAAGAGAUGAUAAUAAUAAUAAUAAUGAUGAUACAGAAUCAACAGGUAUACUGCAAUCACUUUGGAAUAAGAAUAAAACACAUAAACAACAAAAGAAAUUGAAAAAAUUACAAAUGAAGCAACAACAGCAAUCACUUCAACAACAACUUUUAGAACAACAAAAACAAGAACAAGAGGCACAAAAACAAACUCAAAUUCAACUUCAAUUACAAAAACAACAAUUACAAUUACAACUUCAACAACAAUUACAAAUCCAACAACAAUUAUCAAUCACCUCUACUACCACCACCACCACUACUACAAUACCAACAACACAAAUACAAACACAAACACAAAUAACAAAAUUACCUUCUUCUCAUCAAACUCAUCAACAUACUAAAAAGAGACCAUACUCUGAUCCAUCACUUGUAAUUAGAUUUGACGAUAGUGAUUCUGAUGACAAUGAUGAAGAUGGUGAAACGACUGAGGAUGAUGAUAUUGAUACAGAUCAAUUAAUUGAUCAAUUGGCAGGUAAACAAUCAACAGAGUUAGAACGUCUAAAAAAAGAAAUUGCUAAUAAAGAAGAAGCAAACUUAAGAAAGAAAUUAGAACAAGCUUUUAAACUUAAAUCAAAUAGUAAUUCACCAAUAAAUACAACACCAAAUACCAAUGUAAAUAAUAAUAAUAAUCCAACAACAACAACAACAACAACAUCAACAACAACAACAUCCACUGUAUCUACAUCAACAACACCAACAAUUAAAAUCCCACCAGAAGUUGAAAUUAUUCAACAAAAACAAAUAGAAAUUAAACAAUUAGAAGAUAAAGUUGAAGAGACUAAUAAAAGUGUUGAGGAAACUAAAGUUAAAUAUGAGUUAAUUAAAAAUGAGAAAUCAUUAGUAGAGGAGAAGAAUCAAGCACUAUUAUUAAAAGUAAUUGAAGUAAAGAAACAAUUAUUACAAUUAGAGAACCAAUAUAAAGAAGAAUCCGAGAAAUUUGAUCAAAUUAAUAAUGAUUACAAUUUAACCAAAAAAAGUUUUCAAGAAUUUUCUUCAAUUAAUACCAACACAAAGAAUACUUUGGACAUUAAAAAAAGAAUUUUAAAUGAAUUAAUAGAAAAUUAUAAAAUUAAAAAUAUUAAUAUAAAUAUAAUUGAUAAUAAUAAUACUAAUAAGAGUAGUAAUGAUGAUAAUAAUAAUGAUGAUAAUAAUAAUAAUAACAAUAAUAAUAAUAAUGAUAAUGUUAAUAAUAAUAGUAGUGGUAGUAGAUCAAUAUCACCUACAAAUAGAACAUCUGUUAGUCCACUUCCAAAAUCAAUAGGUUCACCUCUUAAUUUAAUCUCUGAUGAAAAUAUUGAUGCUGAUGAUAGUACAGAUAAGAAUAAAUCUAAUAGUCAGCGUAAUAGUAGUAGUGGUAGUAAAAACUCUCAGAAUAAUGAUAAUAAUAACAAUAAUAAUAAUAAUAAUAAUAAUAAUAAUAAUAAUAAUAAUAAUAAUUUUGGUGGUAGUAACAAAGAUGGGAAUGAUGGAAAUGAUGAUGAUGAGGAUAAAAAGAGGAGGCUAAAUAAAAAAUCAAAAACUAAUGAUAAAGUUAUUGAAAGUGAAAAGGAGGAAGAAGAAAGAAGAAAGAGGCAAAAUGAUGAAAAGAGACUUAGAGGUUAUAUGAAACAAUUAUUUCAACAAAAGCAACAAUUCAAUCCAACCGAACGAAAAGAACUUGAAUCACUUGCGUCAAAAAAUAAAGAUAUCCUCGACAAUCGAAUAAUGCAAACAAUUGGUGUAAUUCAGUAUCCACCACCACAACCUCCAUCAUUUUCAAAUAAAUUAAUAUCAAUUCCAAAAUCAUCUGUUAUUCCACGACCAGAGUUUACAUUACCAGGAGAGUUAAGGGCAUAUUUAGAAUCUGUUAAACUUCUUUGGGAUCAAAUUUAUUUAAAAGUUGAUGGUGAUGAUGAUGAAAAUGAUAAAUUUAAUGAUUUUAUUGAAACUGUUAAUGAUGUAACAUUUUUUAAUCCAAUAUUAUCAAGUUCAUUAUUUAAAACUUUAAAUCAAAAUAAAAAAAAUAAUAAUGGUCGUGAUGGUGAGGAAAGAAUGACUAUUGAUGGUUUUGAUGAUUAUUUGUCUUCAUCAGUAAAGAAAACAGCUACAUCAACAAUUGGUAUACCAACACCAACAACUUUAUCAUCAAAAUCAAAUAAUAAAUAUAUAUCACCAUUAUUAUCAUUAAGAUCAUAUAGAUUUAGUCCAAAUUAUACAAAGUUUGGUGGUACUGAACCAAAUAUUCAAUCAAAUAAUUACUCAUUGAAAAUCAAUCCAUUUAUAAAGUUUUGUCAGUAUGAAAUUGAUGGUAUUUGCAAAGAUGUAGAUUGCAAAUUUCAACACCUUAGAGAUUAUGAAAGAUCACCUUUAGAAGUGAUUCAAGAUUUGUUAAGCUAUGAUUUAAAAGAUAAAAAAACUCAAUUAGAAUUUUUAAAUCAAAUCAAAUUAUAUAUUGAUAAAAUACCAUUACAACAAUUAAUUAAAACUACAAUUGAUUUUGUUAAUAAAAGAAAUCAAACUAUAAAAGAUAAAGAUGAUAAUAAUAAUAAUAAUAAUGAAAAUAAUAAUAAUAUUAAUAAUAAUUCAAUCUAUUUUAAUUUACCAGAAGAAAGAGAAGAACAACUUGAAAAAAGAUUUUUAAAUUAUGAAUUAUUAUUAAUUGAACAACAAAAAGAAUCAUCACAAAAAGUAUUUCAAGAGAAAAAAGAAAAUAAAUUCACAAAAAGACAAAAUAUACUUUUUCAACAAAUAUUGGAUCAAAAAAAUCCAACAAAGAAAUUUGAAGAUGUAGAAUUAAAAGAUUUAGUUAAAAAAUAUGAUACUGAGGAUUUCCUUUAUCUUGAAAAUACCCAAGAAAUUGAUAGACCAAAUACAUUUUUAACUGAUGGUGGUAUCGCAAAUAAUCCUUCAAAAAAAAAAAAAAAAUCAAAAUCAAAAUCAAAAGAUUUAGUAAAAGAUGAAGAAAUGAACGAUAAAAAUGAAGAGUCAACUAAUACUUCAACAACAACAACAACAUCAACAUCAACAUCAUCACCAACAACAACACCAAUAUCAACAUCAACAUCAACAACAUCUUCAUCAAUUGAAGAAAUUGAAAUGAAUGAAAAGCAACAUAGUAGUUUUAGUUAUAGAAAUGAUUCAACAAGUUUAAUUACACAAGAUGAAUUUUUACAAGACCCAACUAAUCAACUAUUAUGUUUCUCUUAUAUUAAUUCAAAAACCAAUCAAUUGAAUAAUAUAUUAUUGGAUGAAAUUAAUAGAAGUGAUAUUUUACAUGCUCUUAGAGAUAUAGUUCAUUAUAAUCCAAAGUCUGAAUUAUUUUGGAAAAUCUAUAUUGAAGAAUUUCAAUUAAAAUUUGAAGGUUCACUUAAAGAGAUUGAAGAAUUAAUUGAUUGUGCAAUUAGUUGUUGUAAUUCAAUUCUAUUCUAUCAAAUGAAAGAGAGAUUAUCAAGUAGAUUAGAUAAAAAGAUUUCAAUUUGCCUAAAAGCAAUCAAUGAUUUAUUAAAUGAUAAUAUCAUUGGUGGUGGUGGUAGUAGUGGUAGUACUGAAAAUCAAUUUAAUUUAACAGAAAAAGAGAAAUCAUUUUGGAUAUUAGAAUUUAUAUUAUGUUAUUUACGCUCAAAAGUUGAAGCAGGACAUCGUGAUGAAUGUUUACUUGAUUUAUCAAACUUUUUUAAUUAUCAUAACAAAUCUCAACAACAACAACAACAACAACAACAACAACAACAACAACAACAACAACAACAACAACAACAACAACAACAACAACAACAACAACAACAACAACAACAUCAACAACAACAAAGUAAAUCAAGAUUUUUACAAUUAUUUUCAAAUGAUAUGAAUGAUGCUAUAAAAGGAUCAUUGUUGAAUGAUGAAUUACAAAUUUUAGCAUUGGUUUAUAUUUCAAUUCAUAUAUUUAAUAAGGUGCCUUUAACAAGUGAACUUUAUCAGAAUAUAAAUGGUUCAAAUGGUACAAUUGGUAGUGGUAGUAAUACAACUCAUGAUAAUUUCUCAAUAAAAGUUUUAAUAUUGGAUUGGGAUUCACAUUUCAUUAGUCGAACUAGUUAUUUAUCAAAUAAAAAAGAUUAUAAUAAUAAUGAUGAAAUUGGUAUCAAUAGAAUAUGGGAUCUUUUCAUCAUAUCAUUAUUUGAUUCAAAUCAAUUGUCAGAAUCAAUUAAAGCAAAUUAUUUAAUUUUCAAGAAUGCCAAUAACAUUGAUAGUUUAGAAACGUUCAAAUAUGAUCAUCAAAUAUUACCAUCACCAAUUAAUAUUUCAACAAUCUUACAAAAGUAUAAUAAUCCAUUAGAAAUUUUUAAUUUAUUAUCAAAAAAUAAUAAUGAAGAAAGCUUUUGUAAUAUUCAUCAAUUUUUAAAAUAUACUGGUAAUUCAAAAUCAAAACAAGAAAAAAUUGAAAUCAUUGAACAAUUUAUUCUUUCAAUUUUCACGGGAACAACAACAAAGAAAGUGUUACCAUCUGUUGAUGUUUUGUUUAACGUUUUAUUAAAAAGAGAAAGAAAUUAUGCAAUAGAAUAUGAUCAAUUAUCACAUAAAAUUAUAUUAAAAGAAGAUUUAGUAUAUUGUUGGAUUUUAUUUAGUUAUUAUGAAUUUUUAAAUGGUAGAACUAUUAGUAGUAGAGAUGUAUUAAAAGAUUCAUUAAAGAUAUUAAGUAGAUUAAAUCAAAUCGAAAGAAAAUUAAUAUGGACUGAACUAUUGGAAUUGUUAGAGUUAAUUGGUCAAUUGGAUAUAGAUGAUUUUAUUGAUAGUUUUUUCGAGGACAUUUCAUAUGAAUUCAAUUAUCCAUUGGUUAGUUAUCAUUCAUCAAUACCUUAUGAAACUCCAAAUUUCCUUUUAUUAGCUUUAAAACCACCAACCGAUAAAGAUUAUUCAACUCAUAAUUUAAUAUUUUCAAAAUAUUUACAAUUAAAAAAUUUUAACAAAUUUUUAUUAAAAACUUUAGCUUUCAAAUUUCCUGAUAAUAGUUUUAUUUUUAAAAAUUUUAUUAGGUCAUUAAAUAUUAGUAUAGAUUCUCCAACAAAUUUUGAAUCAAUUAAAAGAGUUUUAAAAUCAAUUAAACCAAAGAGAAAUAUACCAUUCAGUAUUUGGAAAUUGAUUUGUUUUUUUUUUUUUUUAGAUUUUUUUUUUUUGUUUUUGGAUUUUAGGACACUUUUAGCAGCAAAAAGAUUUAAAAUUCCACCAGAACAAAUAUCAAAGAUUGAAUUGAAUAUACUCAAUUAUCAUCCGUUCAACUUUGAAAUUUGUAUAGAUUGGUUAACUCAAUGGUCAAAAUAUGAUCCGUUGUUUCAAUCUGAAAAAUUCAAACGAGUUAUAGAUAAAUUAUAUAAUAUUGGCAUUAAUAUACCUUUUAUAACUCCUUCAAGACCAAAACCUUCAGGAUUUGUAUUAGUGGAUGAAAAAGAAUUGGAAAAAGCAGAAAUAGAGAAAAAAAAAUCAACUUCAACACCAGCAAUAACAACAACACCAACGACAACAACAGCAACAUUAACACCAACAACUCCACCACCAACAUCACCAAAGACACCAACAAAUGAAAGUGAUGUUGAAAUGAUAGAUUUAACUGGCCAGUCAAAGCAACAGUCCAAAAAAUAA
This is a messenger RNA of Dictyostelium discoideum AX4, 6825 nucleotides long. RefSeq lists its product as hypothetical. The transcript has 6 exons. Lineage: Eukaryota; Evosea; Eumycetozoa; Dictyosteliales; Dictyosteliaceae. The coding region runs from base 1 to 6825 and encodes 2274 amino acids. The record is from RefSeq and is a predicted model, not a curated record.